Messenger RNA from Aphanomyces astaci, 2051 nucleotides. RefSeq lists its product as hypothetical. Gene Ontology annotation, biological process: fatty acid beta-oxidation. Gene Ontology annotation, cellular component: mitochondrion. NCBI's taxonomy places the organism in Eukaryota, Oomycota, Saprolegniomycetes, Saprolegniales, Verrucalvaceae. Gene Ontology annotation, molecular function: carnitine O-palmitoyltransferase activity. The record is from RefSeq and is a predicted model, not a curated record. The coding region runs from base 29 to 1915 and encodes 628 amino acids. The transcript has 2 exons.
CGACGAAGUUGCCAUUUCCCCGAUCGUCAUGAAGUUUCCCGUUCGUCCUGCUGCGUCGUCUACGCUCCGCCGCGCGCUGUCUACCACGGCGGCGGAUGAGACCGUGAAGCAUCCCAGCUGGUUCCUCAAGCUUGUGAACAACAACGACUACGACGUCCCUCGUUUGCCGGUGCCACAACUGAACGACACACUGGAGAAGUACCUCAAGUCUGUCCAGCCGCUCAUUACGCCGGACGAGUACAAGGAGCACAAGAAACUCGUCGAGGACUUUGGCUUGGGCCAAAACCGAAGUGUGGGCCGGACGUUGCAAGACGACCUGAUCAAGCAGGAGUUUGUGAACGCCAUGGGGCGCGCGUACCCGUUCAGCUACAUCGAAGCGUGGUGGGAUGCCAUGUAUCUGGGCGGGCGGUACCCGAAUCCCAUCAACGUCAACCCAGGGUACGGCUUGGUGAACGAACCCGCGGGCAGCGUUUUGGCAGACCCGCUCACGCGCACGUCGACGAUCGUCGUGUCGGUUCUCAAGUGGUUUGACAAGGUCAAGUCGGGCACAUUAGAGCAAGACCCGAAGCAGUGCAUGGCGGCGUACGCCAAGCAACUGGGCACGGCCAAGAUUCCUCAGCCGUCGAUGGACGUGCUCAAGUUUCACCCGCGAUCGGAACACAUUGUGGUGCUGCACCGCAACGCGUUCUACAAGGUGCAAGUGUUGGACGGCAAGAAAAUCGUGUCCCAGGAGUCUCUGCAAGCGUCUCUAAGCCACAUUUCCACCCACGGCGUGUCCGCUUCCACCGCCCCCAACCUCGCCGUGCUCACAUCUGAAGACCGCGAUGUGUGGGCGGCCGUUCGCUCCGACCUACGCCAAGAGCCCGUUAACCAAGCCUCCCUCGACACUAUCGACUCGGCGCUGUUCGUGCUCGUGCUGGAUGACACGACGUACACGGACGACUCGGCGCUGUCCGCCGCGACCCUCCACGGCGACCGCGGCGCCAACCGAUGGUUCGACAAGCUGCAGCUGAUCGCCUACCCCGACGGCCACGUGGCCGUGAACUUUGAGCACACGUUUUCCGAUGGCACCAACUGGAACCGUUGGCUGCAUGAAGUGUGGCACGACGUCCACCAGACAGACUCUGGGUACGCGCCGCUCGUAGCUGCUAAAGGGUCUUUUGACACGCCGCCAUUAUCCUUUACGUCGCCGCUCGCGUUCUCGCUCGACGCGGCCGCGCACAAAGCGAUUGAAGCCGCCGAGGCCCGCGCCGCGGCCGACACGGCCAACAACGAAACGCACUUGUUGCGGUACAAGGGCUUUGGCAAGAACACGAUCAAGACGUGGGGGCUGAGCCCGGACGGAGUGGUGCAAAUGGCGCUGCAGCUGGCGUUCUUCAACCAACACCACCGCCUCCCCCCGACCUACGAGUCGUGCUCGACGCGCGGUUUCUUCCACGGCCGCACUGAAACCAUCCGGUCGGCGACGUCGGAGGCGCUGCGGUUCGUGUCGGCCGUCUCGUCCGGCGCGUCGGUGGCGUCCCAGCGUGAGUUUCUCGUCAAAGCCGUGGACCGGCACGUGGCCAACGCCAAGGAGGCGCAAAAGGGGCUCGGCGUGGACCGCCAUCUGACGAUGCUCAACCACGUCGCUGGUACGUCGGGCGUGUCACAUGACUUUUUAACGUCGACUAUCCGCCGCAACGCGACCAACUUUCAAAUCUCGUCGAGCAACGUGACGAUGCCAUUCCUCGACUACUUUUGCUUUGGCGCGGUGGCGCCCACGGGCUACGGCGUCGGCUACCUCAUCCAGAACGACCACCUGCCCAUCAAUAUCACGAGCUUUGUCGAUUGCCCCACCACGUCCAGCCCCAAGUUUGCCCAAGCACUCACGGAAGCGUUGGACACGGUGCACGCCAUCGCCCAAUCACCCAAGUAGAUGGAGGAAUCAUCGUCUCCUUUUGACAACCUCUGUGAAAGCAAUAAUAGUACAUGGUCACGUGUGUGUGUUUGUGUGGAUGAUAUCAAAUCCGCCGAGAAAUAAAUAAAAAUUAGGUGAAGUACACCGACUUGCA